This is a messenger RNA of Lagopus muta (rock ptarmigan), 4945 nucleotides long. It is a transcript of the gene TEX55, whose product is annotated as testis expressed 55. NCBI's taxonomy places the organism in Eukaryota, Metazoa, Chordata, Aves, Galliformes, Phasianidae. The record is from RefSeq and is a predicted model, not a curated record. The transcript is spliced from 4 exons. Bases 151 to 678 code for a protein of 175 amino acids.
UUCCUCGGCAACCUCUCGGCGUCUUCCAUCUCUCCCGCCCACGAUCUCAGUGACCAUUCAGAAACUGAAGUGAAGAAAUCUAGCAUAUUGCCAGCUGCUGUACCACCACCUAUAGCUGAAUCUCCACUAUCACUGAAGGACUUAUCUGUGAUGGAAAGACCAGCAUCUGUAGACCAGCCAUCUGUCAUGGAACUGCCAAAGCCUGCAGACCAUCUGGUUGUUGAGAACUCGCGAGGUUCUGAGGACCAAUUUCCCAUACCUAGUGGAAACUCACCUGAGAUUAGGUCACCUGUGGGUGAACAGCUUGGUUUCAAAGUCCAAAUAUCCAUGUCUGAAUCCUCACAGUCUUGCAGUAAAAUGUCUCUGAAUGAAUCAGCAGCAGCUGUAGUUCACCCAACAGAGAAAGCAUGUGAAAUAUCAGAGCAGCCAGUGGUGUAUGAAGACCCUUUUGAAGCCUCCGUUAACUAUGUGGAGAAACAUAAUAUUCUGCAGAUAUUUCAGGAGAUCACAGCAAAACUGUUGUAUGAGAAACCUGAUGACCCUUUGCAGUUCAUGUUGUUGCAGGUGCAGUCCAUGAUAAAUGCCAGGCAGGCAGAAAUGGAAGGAGUAUCAGACGAUCACAGAGAUACAGAGGAAUUUCUGGGAGAAGUCCUGGGCACCCCUUCGGGCUUCUACUGACCUUACUGUUGUGGUAUUUCACAGGGCCUUUUUCCAGCAUUGUGUUUUUACAACCAGUGGAAGUACCUUUGAAAAAGUCUGCUGGUAUCUCUGUUUCCUGAUUUCUCUGUUCUGUAUGCUUGCAUUUCCUCUUUUAUUUUAAGUAAGUCCUGCAACCAAGUAUCAAUUUGGAUGAGCAAACUUAAACCUGAAAGAAUGCAUGGACCUACAUGCACAUGUGGCGCAUCCUGAAAAAGCUGGGCUGCUGAACUCUUGUCUGGUCUAUACAUACAAAUGCACAAAUACCACAUUUAGGCCACUUCUAGUCUCUACUUUUCUGUGCAGAGAAACAAUGCGAUGUAAAAUUAAAAAGUAAUCCUGGACAGCCUUUCUUUUUCAUGAAGCAGUGGUGGCAUACUGUCUCAAACUAUACAGUAACACUAAUGUCCAUCUAACAGAUUGAAAUCCGAGAGGCUGGGUCUGUGGUUUUUCUGCUGCCCCCAAAGCUCCUCUGUUACAUGGAUGUAACUAUUUUUUCCACACAAGUGGCAGCAGCUGUUUCACCCUUAACCAUUCUUGUUGGUUUCAGAUCACUCUGCUUUUUGAUGUUGUCUUGCUUGUAUCAUUGCAAGUAUAGAAUGUAUUUUGAUAAACAUAACUGCAAAGCAGUAGUUGCAUAUGUGGCUCUGUGGCUUCAAAAGGUAUUGCCAGUAAGGAAAGUGAAAGGUGAAUGAAACUAAACCAACCAAAACGGAGCACUGGUAGCGCAGCAAAAUCAGAGUUAAGAAUGGCACUUUGCAAAUACAUCACUUGAACUGCUUUUAAUUCUCAAAACACUUGCAAUGCUCAUUUUCAUAUUUUCCAAGUGAUGGUUUUCACCCUCUAAGGGACAUUUGUCUUUCUUUACUCUUGUCUGCAGAUCAUUGAAAAUAUGCAAUAGUGCAUACAAUUAUUUUGUCAUCAUUUCAUGUGUAUGUGCAAUAGGUUCCAGAAAUAGGCUUCUUUUUGUCACUACAUACUUCUCUUUUUUAGGCAAGUGUUCUGAUUCCAUGAUGGAUGGUAGCAUGUUCCCAAAAAUCUGUCUUUGGCUAUGGAAGGAGCACCACAGAAACUUAUCUUCCAUCUAUUUCUUUGUAGCUAAAAGUCUGAUGAUCAGAUUGUGCAACACGCCACAGCAGAGCUUGGGCCCAAGACAUUGGGAAAUAACUGAAACAAGUAUUCAGCAUGCAGAUGCUGUGUUUGAGCCUUUCAAUCAAAGGCUCUCAAAAAAGAUGAGGUAACUCUUUUUUUCCAGGUUAAAAAAUCUUAAAACAGUUGUGUUAACUCCUGUGUUUCUAAGUUAAAGGCAGGUAAGCACCUCUGUCAUUUACAAAGCAGGCAGGUUUUUCAAGCCUAAAGGUAGCUGAAGAUCCAGAUAGAUCUUCAUUGGUUUUAUUAGAGGUGUGAUGUAGACUUAGGUGUCUAGGCCCCACUGAAGAGCUGAAAUGCUCUUGAAAGCCCUACUUAUCAUCAGCAACCAGAACAGGACCCUUAAUGAAGCAGAGUGAAUGUUUUUCAGCCUUAUAUAUUUCUGUUCAAGGGUUUAUAAGUGGUCCCGUACAUUCACUCACUGUGAAUGUAGGAGAAGUGCUAAUAAUGUAUCUCCAUGAAGCAGGAAAUGAGUGGAAGAUAGUCAACUUUACAUGAACAUACUGGCUGAGGUCUUUUGAUCUCUGUCAUCACUUAUCAGCACAUUUUCCAAGAGAGGAAGGUGUUGUCAUGUCUUUGAAUUUUGCUGUAAAACAGGAUUGAGGUACUUCUGGGGACACUUAGAUGUGAAAUUCCUAUGUUUGUGCCAUUUUCAUAUUGUAUUUUCUUGUUCUGUUUUACAUAUGGAAACCUUGUGAACUGUGAUAUAUUAUCUUACAAUAGGUGUAUGCCUUCAGCUUCACAUCAGUUUUAAGUGAGUAUUGAAAGGAAAGAUCCUUAAUUUCUCCUUCAGAUAAAUUGAGAGCUGGAGAGUAGUUUUCCUAAAGAUAAUGGAAGUUUUGCAAGAAACACCCUACACAGUGUUCCUCAGCAAUCUCAGGGCCUAAAUUUUCCUUAUCUUGUGCAAAGUCACUACAUGGUAGCAAGAAGUUCUCUCCAGUGCUCAUAAGCGUCUGUCUCUCCAUUCUAAGGAUUAAGCUCCCUCUCCUUUGAGAAGCAGCAGUUGUGUAGCAGUGUAUGUGGCUGCACUCAGGGCAGCUGUGUGGGCCUGCAACUGUCUUGCAUGGAUGGCAUGAGAAAGCAGUAGGCUUGGGGACAAUGCCCAUACCAAUCCCAGUAGGGUCUUUAAUAGAAAAUCCUGGGAAACUUCAUAAGGCAUAUGAGGUGACAUGUUGCUUCCUUCUCCUCAAGCCUUGUAGAUAACUGGAUUGUAUUUUGAACUGUAUAUACAUAUAUAUGUACUUUUUUUUUUUUUUUUGAGAAAUUCAGGCUAGGAACUUCAGUUUUGAAAAUGAAAGUAUUCUUCAGAAGAUGUGCAGAUGAUUGUGUUUAGGCUGAUACAACACCACAGUCCUUUUUGAUUUGCUUCAAAGCUUUACUGAAAAACAGACCUUAGCUCUAAGAAAAUUCUACCUCACAUUAAGGCACUAAUGCACCACUGAUGUUUGUGUGUGUGAAGGCUUUUCUGCCGUGAAGAAAAGGAGAAAAGCUAGAUUUAAAAUGGAAACAUUUAUUGUGGUCUUAAUUCCAGAGUGACUGUCUUUUUUCCAAGAUUUCUUUCCCAAGCCAUUGGAUCCAUGUGUCUUCUUCAUGAGUGGACAUUUAUCAACAUGACAUAAAGCCCUCAUUUAAUUGCUCGCUUUGGGUGCUCUGAAGGAACCAACAGUUCAUUGUGUGUAACUGAAACUAUUCCAUAUAAGUCCCUGUAUCACGCUAGUCACUGUAGAUUUGAAUGCCCUCCAAUAGCGCGUUAAGCAACAUGACUAACAUUUGCUGUUUGUUUUUCCCCCUCCAUAAGGGAGAUGUGUGCACACUGACGUGCAUUCUUUCUAAAAGAGUGUUGUGAAUUUUUUUCAUCCACACCUGUGCAUUGCUUUGCUUUGUUAAUGGAUAGGAACACGCUAUGAACUGGGAGGUGGAGAGGCUGGAAAUAGUUUGUUGUUCCCAGGGGUGUCGUUUCUGUAGUUUGAUCUGGGCACCUAGGAAGUGUGGUAUUUUCACAGAUGAGAUUUGUUGUUUAUCCAUGAGCUGACGCAGAAGCAUGAUGUCCAUUUCAGAUGACAAAUAGCACUGUUUUGUCAUGCUCAGACCAUUUCUGGUGUGAAUCUUAUAGAAAGUAAUUGUACACGCCUUGAAAUAUGUGUCACAGAUCAAAAUGCCAGACUCAUUUUUUGCAUUCUCUGUACAGAACUAAUCAACUGAUGUACCCAAGCAGUAGUAUGUUACCAGUAUACUGUCUCUUGCCAAGUAAAAAGAAAAAAAGAAGAUAUUAAAAAUCUUGUAACUGCUGAUUAAAAAUCCUUUGAAAUGUUCACACAGUCUCUAUUCUGCUUCUUAGCUGAAGUGCACAGGAAGGGUAGCUCUUCAAUGGUCUGCCACUUACAGAUAGCUGAGACAUUCCUUUGUGACUCACUGGAUAUGAAUCACAUCUACGUAACACCAAUUUAAAGUUAGUUUAAUGCCACUGAUUUUGAAGUUUCACAAUCAUGUGAAACUUAAAAUACUCAGCAGCAACUAUUCUGAGCCUGCAUGUCUAAAAUGGAAGAAAUUAACCUCUGCAUGAAGUCUAAUAAAGAGCUUGGAUUAGGGGAGGACUCAAGCUGAAGACGAAGGAAUUUGUAAGAGCUUAGAAUGGGAAUACACCAGGGAACUGACCUAACCCUGUCUGAAAUGCCUUCAGGUUGUAUUCAAGGGAAAGUUUCUCCUGACUGUUCUUACAGCCAGAAGAAAUGCAGAAGAAAAAGAGGAAACGUUCUGUUAAAGUCAGUCUUUAGUAUUCAUGACCGCGUUGAUUUUUUGGAACUAUCUUCAUUGGCAGCAUUAAUGUAGCAACUUCAUCAGAAGUUUUGGACUAUAUUUCAACAAAUGAAAAAGGAGAAUUUGACUUGUUGAGGUGAUGUGCGUUGGAGGAAGAGACACUUAUCAUUCUCUCUUGGGGAAAAGUGGUGAGCUGGAAUGUCACUCCAGAACAGUAAAAGGCAAAACAACCCCAGGAGGUUUCUGUACACAUAAUUCAAGAUCAGAGAACACAGACACUGCAGUAUUUAGUCUGUUCUAGAAAUGCCAAGUGCAAACGAACAGAGUGGCUCUUCCUUCUUUC